This is a messenger RNA of Lucilia cuprina (Australian sheep blowfly), 3015 nucleotides long. It is a transcript of the gene gudu, whose product is annotated as armadillo repeat-containing protein gudu. Gene Ontology annotation, molecular function: protein binding. Lineage: Eukaryota; Metazoa; Arthropoda; Insecta; Diptera; Calliphoridae. The transcript is spliced from 5 exons. The coding region runs from base 119 to 2251 and encodes 710 amino acids. The record is from RefSeq and is a predicted model, not a curated record.
UCUUAAAUGAAAUUUCUUUAAACGUUCACAAACUUUUAACACUCACUGUCUAUUUUGUAAUUGGAUUUUUUGUUUACAAAUUUUAUGGGAAAUUGAAUAAAUAAAUAUUCAUCGUACAAUGACUGAUGUACAUGCGAGUAUUGCCAAUGAAGAACAUGCGCCUAAUACCUAUUCAGCUAAUUUAGAUCCUUUAAAUAAAAACACGAAUGACACUAGUGUUGAAAGAGUCCAUAACGAAGAAACACAAAUGGAAAAUAAAACGAAAUUACGCUUUCGAAGACCAAAAAAUCAACAAAAAUGUGGCAGCUGUCCGGAACGUCAUACAAAUGUUAAAAGUUCGAUUUAUGUGCAAGAUUCAGAUUCGACAGAAGUAGAUUCCUCAACCGAUGAAGAAGAACGUUGGAAGGAUGUGGCACGAGCAGCGGAAAUACCAGCCGAUUACUAUAAUAUACAAAAGUUGGUGAAAUACAUUAAAGCGGGCAAUCAGACGGCUACAAUUGUUUCGCUAUGUUGUCUACAGGAUUACGAUUUGACUACACAAAUCAAUCAGUUUGCUAUACAAGAUAUUGGUGGUCUAGAGGUUUUGGUCAAUAUAUUGGAGUGUAAUGAUGCCAAAUGUAGAUUGGGAGCAUUAACUGUAAUGGCGGAUAUUUCUCUAAAUAUCGAUAUACGUAAAACUAUAGUGGAUUUGGAUGGUAUUCCUCUUAUUAUUGAUAUUUUGAAUUCCUCCAUGAAGGACUUGAAAACUGUGGCCGCUGAGACUUUGGCUAAUGUGGCGAAAGUUAGAUUGGCUCGUAAAUAUGUACGCACUUGUGGUGGUAUACCCAAGUUAGUAGAUCUAUUAGAUGUUAAAUUGCAUAUUUUACAAACUCCACGAGAAGAAUUGACUAGCGAAGAAAUCGAACAACUUAAUAUGGCUCGAGCAGGAGCUAAAGCCUUAUGGUCUUUAUCUGAUUCUAAACAUAAUAAAGAACUAAUGCGUAAAAGUGGUAUUGUUCCCCUGAUGGCACGUUUAUUGAAAUCUUGUCAUAUAGAUGUGGUCAUACCCAUAAUGGGUACAAUACAGAAAUGUGCCUCACAGCCAAAAUUUCAAUUGGCCAUAACCACCGAAGGUAUGAUUGCCGAUAUAGUUAAUCAUUUAAGUUCCAGUAAUUUGGAUUUAAAAAUGGAAGGCAGUACAGCUUUAUAUAAAUGUGCCUUUGAUCAGGUUACCCGAGAUUUGGUGCGUGAAGCUGGUGGCUUAGAACCUUUAGUGGCCAUUAUCAAGGAUAAAACUGUACGUGACAAUAAACCUUUGUUAAUAGGAGCCACCGGAGCCAUUUGGAUGUGUGCAAUAUCUGAAGAUAAUGUUAAAAAGUUUGAUCAAUUGCGUACGGUUAAUCAUUUGAUUUCUUUACUUAAUGAUGAAUCCGACACCGUUUUAACCAAUGUGGCGGGUGCAAUAGCAGAAUGUGUUAGAUUUCAGAAUAAUCGCGAUGUUUUGCGCAAUUCUAAUGGUUUACCGGCUUUGGUCUCCCUGCUGAACUCUUCUCACGCUCCCUUAUUGGAAAAUCUAGCUAAAGCUUUAAAAGAAUGCGCCGAAGAUAUGGAAAGUAUGCAUAUAUUAGAAGAAUUGGAUGCUGUACGUUUAAUAUGGUCUUUACUAAAAAAUUCUAAUACGCGAGUCCAAGCUUAUGCUGCCUAUGCUAUUUGUCCAUGUGUACAGAAUGCCAAUGAAUCGGGGGAAUUGGUGCGCAGUUUAGUGGGUGCCAUGGAAUUGGUUGUAGGUCUAUUGAAAUCUAAAGAUAUUUUAGUAUUAUCUGCGGUAUGUGCUGCUAUUGCUACUAUAGCAAAAGAUAGUACAAAUUUGGCGAUUUUAACUGAUCUUAAAGUAAUAUACAAAUUGGCGGGAUUGGUUAAUACCACUGAAGAUUUAUUGCGUAAAAAUUUAGCUGCUGCUAUAGCUAGUUGUGCUACUUUCGGUAAUAAUACCCAAGAAUUGGGACGUUUAAGAACUGUUACACCCAUUGUCUCCUAUAUGACUAGUGAUGAUCCUGAAGUUCAUCGUACCACAGCUAUGGCUUUAGAAAAACUAUCUAUGGAUCCACAAAAUUGUAUUACUAUGCAUCAGAGUGGUGUUGUUCCCUUUCUUUUGGAAUGUGUGGGUUCUACCAAUAAAGAAUUACAAUUGGCGGCUGCUGGUUGUUUGCGCAAUAUACGUGAAUUGGCUUUGAGAGCAGAGGAGUACUUAUUGAAAAUUGAUGAAGAUUAAAAGAGGAAAAAGAGGCGGAGCAUUAAAAUGAGUCCAACAAAAACUUUAUGUUCACUUUAACAAAAACGUCUAUAGCGUGGACUAUAGUCUGUCCCACAUAGUGGUCUAUAGACUAGACUAUAGUCUAGUCUAUUGUCCACACUUUAGUUUAUAGUAUAACAUGUAGUAUAAUCUAACCUAUAGUCCAAUCUUCAAUCUAGUCUACACUUUAUAAUCUAUAUAGGCAUGACUGUAGUCAAGACAAAACAUCAUAGUCUGGUCUACAGAUUUGUCUAGUAUAUAGUCGGACUAUAGUCUGUUAUAUACUCUAUAGUCCGGGCAAUAUUCUAGUCCUAUAAUUUGGUCUAUGAACUAGACUAUAGUCUAGUUUAUUGUCCAGUUUAUAGAAAAGUCUAUAGUAUAAUGUAGUCUACAGUAGACUAGUCUACAUUCCAUUCUAUAGUCAUUAUAGUCUAAAAUGUAGUCAAGAGUUUGAUCUACAGAUUAGUCUAGUAUAUAGCCUGGAAUGUAGUCUAGUACGUUGUCUAUAGUCUGAGUCAUAUCUAUAGUCUUUCAGUCUAUAUUAUCUAGUCUAUAGACUGGCUAAUAGUUUACAAUCUUGUCUACAGUCUAUAGUUUUAACUGCAGUCUCAUCUAAAGCCUAUUUUAUAUUUUGAUCACCAGCUCCGCAAAAUCCCCGCAUAAAGAAUUACUUUGCACAAAAAAUAUUUAUUUAGCCAGUAUAUAAAAUAUAAAUUUUACUAAAUAACAUUAAUAAAAAAGCA